UGUUUCUGUUGAACAGAACACACAACGCCCAUUUAACAUCUCUUAUAAAAUGACGGAUAAAUUUAAUAAAUACGAACUUAUUAGUCCAGAUUGGUUAAAUAAAGACUUUAUUGAAAAAAUCCUAAAAGAUUACGAGAAGGACGAUCGAAUAAAAGUCUUAUCAUUAGACAUCACGCCGGCUACUUUAAAUAACGAUCACUAUGGAAGUGUUAUGUAUCGGACAAAAAUUCAAUAUAAUAAUUCGAAAAAUAAAAACAUACCAUUGUCGUUGGUGGUAAAAACGAUGCCAGAGAAUGAUAGUCCUAAAAAGGAUAUGCUGUCGGAUACAUUUCUCUUUCGAACUGAAAUACGGAUGUAUUCGGAAACUAUACCAAAAAUGGAAGCAAUAUUACGAAAAUAUGGUGAUGAUACGAUACUGGGAGCAAAUUAUUAUGCUGCAAUGAAACCUCAUGAGAUAAUAGUUUUUGAAGAUUUGGUGGUUAAGGGAUUCUCAACUCUAAAGAACCGUAUGCCAAAUGAGGAAGAAGUCAGAAGAGCUUUGAUGAAAAUCGCUAAAUGGCAUGCUGUUAGUUAUAUUCUAGCAAAAGAGGAACCAGAAGCAAUAACCAACUACAAUGAAGGCGUUUUUACCAUUGACAUGAAUAAAAUUGAAGUCUUUAAAAAUGCAGGCAGAUCAUUCAUCGACAAUACUUUAGUUUGUGACGAUGAGCUUAAGACAUAUAUACCGUUAUUUGAGAAAUUAGACAAAACUCUACUUCAAAAUUGUGUAGAUAUAUGGCAUGCAUAUAAACGUGGCGAUAAAGCUUUAUUUGUUUUGAAUCAUGGAGAUUUUCAUAUGAAAAAUAUGAUGUUUAAACACAAAGAAUCUGGAGAAUUGGAUGAUUUGAUGCUGCUUGACUUCCAAACAUGUUAUUAUGGUCCAGCAGUAACAGACAUAAUGAAUUCAACUUAUAUGUUGAUGGAUGGAGAUACAAGGUGGAAUAAACGCGAUGAAAUGAUUUAUUAUUACUUCAACAUCUUUAGCGAUUCUCUGAAGAAAUUUGGAUUCAAAGGUGAUAUACCAAGAAUGGCUGAUUUACAAAUUGAUUUAAUCAAAUAUCGAGCAUUUGAAACAUUCAUGGCGGUAACAUAUUUGCCAUUUAUAGCUUGUUUUAAUGAUGAUUCAAUUGAAUUGGACAAAAUUAUGGAAUCACAAGAGUAUAGGUUAAAAAUGUUUUCAAAUCCUAUGGUAGUAGCUGAAGCCAAGAGAACUCUUCCUACAUAUUUGUACAAGGGCCAUUUAGAAUAAUUCACAUGGUUUGUAAGGUUUUAAGUUAUAUGUAAAGUGAAUGUUUUAAUAAAUUAUUUUA
Messenger RNA from Eupeodes corollae, 1349 nucleotides. RefSeq lists its product as uncharacterized. NCBI's taxonomy places the organism in Eukaryota, Metazoa, Arthropoda, Insecta, Diptera, Syrphidae. Bases 50 to 1288 code for a protein of 412 amino acids. The transcript is spliced from 6 exons. The record is from RefSeq and is a predicted model, not a curated record.